CAGCAGUGUGCAGAAAUUUCAGGACCAAAUUCUAAGCCCAACAUCAAAACACGUACUAUCUUCAGCUUCGGUUGCCGGAGCUCCAAAAUACUCCGAUGAAUACCUUCAGACUUUCAUGGCGGCGAUUCUCUUUUCUCUUCCGCCGACACCUUCGACCCACUUCUUCUCUCUCUUCUACCACCUUCCAAUCCCACACUCAAUCUCUCUCUUCUCUCUCCUCUUCAUUUUUUUCUCGCCAUUUCAAAUUUCCUGCAAUUUUUCUCCAUGAUUUUUCCAAUCUAUCAUUCAAGCCUUUUUUCUCCGAAUCAUCUUCAUCAAGCUCCGAAAUCCGAAGAUGUUGGAACUGUAAUUCGUCACCAACAACUUCGCAACUCUUUCUUGUUUGUGAUUCUUGCCGUUGUAUUCAACCUGUUGAUAGUUCUGUUGAUUACUUUCGGAUUUUUGGAUUGGAGCGAAAAUAUGAUAUUGAGGAGAAUAGUUUGGAGGGCUUGUAUAAAGACUGGCAGAAAAAACUGCAUCCUGAUCUAGUUCAUUCAAAGUCUGAGAGUGAAAAGGAGUAUGCUGCUGAGCAAUCUUCUCGAAUAAUUGAUGCAUACAGGACGCUCAAAAAUUCCUUGUCCAGGGCAAUAUACCUUAUGAAGUUACAGGGUGUACACGUUGAUGAAGAGCAGACUGUUUCAGAUCCCGAGUUGCUAGCUGAGAUUAUGGAGAUCAGAGAAUCUGUCGAAGAUGCUCCUGAUCCUCAGGCGUUAAAACAGAUCCAGGCAGAGGUACAUGAGAGAUUAAAACAGUGGUCCAAUACAUUUGCAGGAGCAUUCAAAAGCCAGGAUAUCGAAGAGGCAUUAAAUGCCAUCCGUAGAAUGACAUAUUAUAAACGUGCAAAUGAGGAAAUUGUGAAACGACUCUGAUGGUGUUCGUGUGUAUCUGAGAACUUGUAAACUUCAAACCAUUGAUUUGUGCUAUAACUGCCAGUUGAUUCUUCUGAAUGUUCUGAGCACUUUCACUCAGAAAUCACAGGAUUGAAGAAAUUGGCCUGUUUUGAAGAGAAGUAUUAUUUAGCAUAUUCGUAACAUAGAGCUUUAAGCUGAAGGGUGCAGAUGCCAUGGUCCUUUUUUUGUGGAUGCAUCUUGGAUUCUUAGGUACAGCGCAAGGUUUAAGACUUAUGAUGUAAUGAUGAGCAGGUCAUAGCGAAAUAGGCCGAAGAAGUCUGGUUUAUCGAAGGUGGUUGAAGACGUCUGAUAUAUUCUUCAACUUUUCUUCUCUCUCUGAAUUUUUUUUUUGUAGGAAGUAAGAGGUCUUCUGGAUUUGUGGUUCAAAGUUUUUGAACUUUGAUGCAAUAUAUUCCCUUCGAUCCAAAAACAUAUUCUUGCUAAUUCAGCUACAACUAAUUAAGCAGGACUAGUUGCUGUUAGUGUUACAAUUCUCGUCCAAGCCACAAAGCAGAGAUUGCAAUUAAUGAAGGAUGAGUUUUAGGAGACACGGAGAGAACAAGACUGACAUGUUUCAAAGUUUACGUUUGUAAGUUUGUAAGUGGGGUUGAGAUUUGUUAAACAUCGUCCACAAAUUACUACAUAAAGCCCGCAAAAUAUACUUGGUUUGACACUUUUGCCCAUUUGUGAA
This is a messenger RNA of Chenopodium quinoa (quinoa), 1620 nucleotides long. Its product is annotated as iron-sulfur cluster co-chaperone protein HscB, mitochondrial-like. Gene Ontology annotation, biological process: [2Fe-2S] cluster assembly; protein complex oligomerization. Gene Ontology annotation, molecular function: protein-folding chaperone binding; ATPase activator activity. NCBI's taxonomy places the organism in Eukaryota, Viridiplantae, Streptophyta, Magnoliopsida, Caryophyllales, Amaranthaceae. The record is from RefSeq and is a predicted model, not a curated record. The coding region runs from base 96 to 908 and encodes 270 amino acids. The transcript is spliced from 6 exons.